Messenger RNA from Rhizophagus irregularis DAOM 181602=DAOM 197198, 558 nucleotides. RefSeq lists its product as uncharacterized. The record is from RefSeq and is a predicted model, not a curated record. NCBI's taxonomy places the organism in Eukaryota, Fungi, Glomeromycota, Glomeromycetes, Glomerales, Glomeraceae.
AUGAAUUUCUCAGAUUAUAAGAAAACAAUAGACGUUAUUGUGGAAAGCCUAUUGAUGGUUCAAAAAACUUCUCCGAACGUAGCUACUGCUAAUGAAGCGUCAAGGAGGGAAUACAUAUCACCUAUUCUUCACGGAGUGGCUUAUUUUUUUCAAAAUUCGAUCAAAAUAUAUCCUGAGCAUGAAUUAGUAGGAAGCUAUGGACAUGGACCUGUGGAUUGGACGAUCAUGGUUAACAAUAAGUAUAUUUUGAUCACAGAAGCCAAAAAAGUGGACGUGGAUCACGGGGUAGGGCAAAACAUCAUACAAUUGCAGUCCGCCUUUCAGAAGAAUCGAAAAAAUAAUCACGACUCUCCAAGUGUUUUAUAUGGUAUUGAUAAUAACGAUCGACCAAUAGAAGUGUUCAAAAGUUCUUUAACACCAAUCAUUUUGCCUCUGUCUGAGCCAGGGUUAAAUAAAGCUACUUUGACUCCUCGUGUAGAGGAACUUUUUGGACAAUUACUAUGGAUAUUUAAUGAACAACUUAACUCCAGAGGAACUCUGAAGAGAAGCCACACAUGA